AAGCGUGUGUCUAGCACGGCGCUGUUUUGUUGGUUUGCUCUAUUUUCCUUUUCUAACAAAAGCAUAUUCUUCUUCUUUGAUUUUUCACCAAACACCUUCAUUUCUCUCUUCCGUGCCCAUAAUCCUCAAUCUUCUUCGUCCAUUGCUCUCUUUUACUGUUUCUGGAAAUCCAUUCUCAAAGGUCAACUUUGGUCAGAAUAAAGAAUGAAUAAUCUUUUCAGAGAUCUAAAUGGGGAGUCUGUGCCUUCUCAGCAAGAUAUACUUAGAUGCCCGUUUCUGAGAAACAUCAAUGAGCCUACAAGCUUUUCAUUUUCCUCAUCGAUGCUGUUCCCACAGCCUGUUAGAGGAGCUAAAGGUCCAAUUUUUGAAGAUGGUCCUAAUUUUGAUAUGGCAUUUAGGCUCUUCCAUGGGAAUGAUGGCGUAGUCCCUCUUUCUGGAGGAUCAUAUGUGCCUGUGAAGAAAGUUGAACCUCAGCUAGCCCCAGCACAGUUUAAUCCUUUGGCUGCAAAGGCUGCAACAAUCAGCCUUUCAUCCUUUGGAACUGGAGGCCCAUUUGGCUUCUUUGAUUCUUUUUCUGACAAAUGGAAGAAUCAGAAGAAAUCGUCCAACAAAGAUUCUUCAAAGGGUGGAAAUUCAAAACAUGAGUCCUUGGGAAAUGAGUGGCUCCAAUCUGGGAAUUGUCCAAUUGCUAAGUCAUACCGAGCAGUCAGUGGUGUCCUUCCGCUUGUUGCAAAGGUUUUAAAGCCUCCUGCAGGCAUGAAAUUUACGUGCCCACCAGCAGUGGUUGCUGCCCGAGCAGCUAUAUCAAAGACUGCAUUUGCAAAGAACCUCCGCCCUCAACCCUUACCAGCAAAAGUACUUGUGAUUGGAUUGUUGGGCAUGGCAGCAAAUGUUCCUCUGGGAAUAUGGCGAGAGCAUACUGAAAAAUUCUCACCAUCCUGGUUUGCUGCUGUCCAUGCUGCUGUUCCAUUCAUAGGGAUGCUUAGGAAAUCCGUGUUGAUGCCCAAGUCAGCAAUGGCAUUUACUAUUGCAGCAUCAAUCCUUGGACAGGUGAUUGGCUCUCGAGCUGAAAGAUACCGGCUCAAGGCUGUAGCUGCCAAAAAAUUGCCUCUUACUGAAACCCCUGUUGGCGAGUCCAGCCAGUUACAGGUGGUCAGUGCAAAAGUCGGUCAUUGUAGUGGUGAUGCAGAGUGGAAUUCGAUUUCCCUGCCUAUGGCAAGGCCUUCUUCAUCGACAGAUGUUUUCUGCUGAGCUUUUUUAUAAUUCAUCUGUUGUAACGGGUAAUUCGGCAGAGUUCAGAUCUCUGUUCUAUAUUGUGUGUAAGUGCCGUGUGGAAAAAAAGAAAAAGAAAAGAAAAAUGAGAUAUAAGAUGAGAAUGAGAGUACAUUAUUUCAUUUUCCCCUUCAUUUGAGUGGAACUUCCUAUUACAGUUUAUUCACAUUUUAAUCCUGUAUGAAUAACGAAUGUUUGUCAAGACAAACCAGCAGUAAUGACAACAAAUUGGAUAACUUCGAUUUCAAA
Humulus lupulus (European hop) is the source of this 1521-nucleotide messenger RNA. RefSeq lists its product as uncharacterized. The transcript is spliced from 4 exons. The record is from RefSeq and is a predicted model, not a curated record. Gene Ontology annotation, cellular component: chloroplast. Bases 205 to 1251 code for a protein of 348 amino acids. NCBI's taxonomy places the organism in Eukaryota, Viridiplantae, Streptophyta, Magnoliopsida, Rosales, Cannabaceae.